CCAACAGCAAAACCCAAACCGACUGUGAGAGUGAAUCCUCAGAGCUCCGUCUACACUGGAGACACCGUCACUCUGAGCUGUGAGCUGCAGCAGGGGACUGGAUGGGAGUUUCACUGGCACAAAAAUAAUCAGUUACAGAAUCGGAACAGGGAACAAGAGAACACACUUAAAGUGACAGUCGAUAAUGCAGGAGAAACAGAGUACCGGUGUUGGGCAUUCAGGAUAAACUACUACACAGAGUUCAGUGAUGCUGUCAAGAUUACAGUGAGAGCAAGACCUAAACCAGUGGCAUCCAUAGAUCCUGAUAAUCAGGUGUUCAGUGGAGAGACCGUCACUCUGAGAUGUGACAUACAGGAUGAAAGUGUCUCUAGCUGGCAGUACAGCUGGUAUAAAGAUGCUUCACACAGUCCUGUCAGUAGUGGACAGGUGUACAGAAUCAGUGGUGUUGAAGUGACCCACACAGGUAAAUACACCUGUAGAGGAGCAGAGAGAGGAGGUUCACGCUCCUCACACUCCAGUGAUGCUGUUACACUGACUAGAGACCACAGGCAGUACUGA
Molecule: messenger RNA, 558 nt
Organism: Hemibagrus wyckioides
Lineage: Eukaryota; Metazoa; Chordata; Actinopteri; Siluriformes; Bagridae
Product: B-cell receptor CD22-like
Exons: 3
Biological process (GO): cell surface receptor signaling pathway
Molecular function (GO): transmembrane signaling receptor activity
Source: RefSeq, a predicted model, not a curated record